Messenger RNA from Sphaeramia orbicularis (orbiculate cardinalfish), 1923 nucleotides. It is a transcript of the gene nansa, whose product is annotated as N-acetylneuraminic acid synthase a. Bases 152 to 1231 code for a protein of 359 amino acids. The transcript is spliced from 6 exons. Lineage: Eukaryota; Metazoa; Chordata; Actinopteri; Kurtiformes; Apogonidae. Gene Ontology annotation, molecular function: N-acylneuraminate-9-phosphate synthase activity. Gene Ontology annotation, biological process: carbohydrate biosynthetic process. The record is from RefSeq and is a predicted model, not a curated record.
AAGUAGAAUCACACUUCCGGGACGUGCAGCUGGUAGUACUGCUCCUUUGACAUUUUCAUUUACCAUUCAACACCGCUGUGCCCACGUCCGCCUUUUAUCUACCGAAUUUUUUUUUUUCUCUUUUUGGGUCGUUUCCUUCACUGACAUCAAAAUGCCUUUAAAGUUUGAGCUGUGUCCUGGCAGAAUGAUCGGAGGUUCCAACCCUUGCUUCAUCAUCGCAGAAAUUGGACAAAACCACCAGGGAGACAUCGAGAUUGCCAAGAAGAUGAUCAAAACGGCAAAAGACUGUGGUGCUGAUUGUGCCAAAUUCCAGAAGAGUGAGUUAGAACACAAGUUUAACAAAAAAGCCUUGGAGCGUCCUUAUACCUCUAAACACUCCUGGGGUAAAACUUACGGUGAACACAAGCGCCAUCUGGAGUUCAGCCAUGAGCAGUACAGGGAACUGCAGAAAUAUGCUGAAGAGGUGGGGAUCUUCUUCACCGCUUCAGGAAUGGAUGAGAUGGCAGUGGAGUUCCUACAUGAGCUGAACGUGCCUUUCUUUAAAGUAGGCUCUGGAGACACAAACAACUUCCCCUAUCUGGAGAAGACCGCCAAAAAAGGACGUCCCAUGGUGGUGUCUAGUGGGAUGCAGUCCAUGGAGACGAUGCGUCGAGUUUACCAGACUGUGAAAGAGCACAAUCAGAACUUCGCCAUCCUACAGUGCACCAGUGCCUACCCUCUAGAAGCUGAAGAUGUCAACCUCAGAGUGAUCGCAGAAUACCAGAAGGAGUUUCCAGAUAUUCCCAUCGGUUAUUCUGGCCAUGAAUCCGGUAUCAGCAUUUCAGUGGCUGCCGUAGCUUUGGGAGCAAAGGUCAUUGAGCGCCAUGUGACUUUGGACAAAACGUGGAAAGGGAGUGACCACGAGGCUUCGCUGGAGCCUGCUGAGCUGGCCGAGCUCGUCCGGUCCAUCCGACUGGUAGAGAGAGCGAUGGGAACGGGCAUUAAACAGAUGUUACCCUGUGAGAAGCCAUGUCAUGACAAGCUUGGUAAAUCAGUGGUGGCCAAGGUAAAGAUCCCCAAAGGAACUGUUCUGACUCUGGACAUGCUGACAGUGAAGGUGGCUGAACCCAUGGGUGUCCGAGCCGAGGACAUCUUCCAGCUGGUUGGAAAGUCCGUGACAGACGACAUAGAUGAGGAUGAGAGUGUUGUGCCAGAGGUAGUGGAUAGUUAUGGCAAGAAGGCAAAGUGUUGAUGAUGGAGAGAGUUUGGAAAAUAGUGGAAAAAAUGCAUUUAAUUUAGGGAGACCUUAUCAUAUUUGUCUGGGGGUGAUUAAGAAGGAGGUAAAGUUGACACAUGCAGGAACACUUUGGAUGUUUGCAUUCUUUCUGAAGCCAUGGAUGGAGACAAUUGGACAGUGUGUUGAGUUUGCAUAUGAUCACAGUGAUCACAGGACUUGCUUCCUCCUUUUUCCUUACUUUGCCUUUAGAGCAUUUAGAGUUUGAUGAAAAGCGCCUUAAUGCACAUUUUUACACAUACUUUGACAGUGUUUCUACAAAUGAGUCACAUUUGUCCCAAAGUUAGUGCCAUUUUAAUUGUCAACUGAAAUCACAAUUCCUCUUUUCAUACAAGGUGCAGAGUUUGUCCUUGUACUGGACCAGUGGACCACUGGACCACAACUCUAGUUACAGCUGAUGUGUCUUUCUUUUGUCUUUUUCAUUUACACUGUGGAUUGCACACAGGUAAAAAUAGUCUCCACCCUUACAGUUACCGGUUAAUGAUGUUACUGAGUGAUCUUGGCAUUGUCAUAAACUUGAUUCCCUCCGUCUAUAAUCCAUUCAAAGUGAAGGAUGUUUACAUGUACUUAUCAAUGUUACAAUGGCAAGUUGUUGAGAGUAUGAUCGAUCGAGUACGAUCAAGCUUCCAAAUAAAAUGUUACCAAAAUUC